AUGAAGCCCUACAAUCUUCUACACUUUCUUCCUAUGGCACUUGCUGCGCCCCCUGUUGUCGAUCCAUUCCUUCAAGUGUGCAGAGUAUCGGUAACAUUCUCCGCGAUCACCAACACUCUCCUGCUGCCGCCGCAGACAAUCUCCCUCUGUGAUAACACGAACUGCGCCAAUCCUACCAUCGUGGCCGGUGGAGGGGUUUCUUCUGGGUCGCCGGAACACCAGGACCUAAGUACUCAACUUCCCCAAGAAACCGGAAGUCAAUUCCCUGGAGGCAACCCUCCCGCUGGGCAGCCUGCUGCCACCCAAUCUGCCGGGGAUAGUGCUACCGCCGGGCAGCUUGCUGCCACUCAGCCCCCCGGAAGCAAUCUUCCCACGGCAAAGCCUGCGGUCAGUCAAGCCCCUGGAGGCAAUUCUCCCGCUGGUAGUUCUGCCGGUGGCUCAAAUGGCAAUCCGCCUGCUGCCACGGCUUCGGCCCUAGCGGGCUCUGGCAUGCCCACUGCCGUGACGACAUCGUCGGCGUCUCGAUCGUUUGGUGCUCAAUGGGACGAGCUCUUGGUUAUGGGGGUCAUCACCUUAGUGGUUGUGGCUUCUCUCGGGCUUGGGCUCUAG
Molecule: messenger RNA, 609 nt
Organism: Colletotrichum orchidophilum
Lineage: Eukaryota; Fungi; Ascomycota; Sordariomycetes; Glomerellales; Glomerellaceae
Exons: 1
Coding region: 1-609 (202 amino acids)
Source: RefSeq, a predicted model, not a curated record